AUGUGGUCCCCAACGAGAGAACCGCUUCCUGUGGUGGGCGUUCGGCUUUGGAGGCGGCAGGGAAAUCUCAUCCAAGUCAGGAAAGUGGCCCAAAGAGACAAAGGUCGUGAGUCGGGAAGCCCGGGACCCAGCGCAGCGAGCAACCGGGAGCAGCGCACACCCCAGCCCCGCUCCCUCCACAUCCCGCCCAGACCUGGAUCAUCCCGCACGGGCGGCGGGGCCAGCCUGGGAGCGGCGCUUACCCACUUCCCAGCAGCAAGCGCAGGGACCGCUCUUAUCCCGAUCGUCCGGACAGCACCUUCCUAUGGGCCGCGCUGCCGCAGCUUCUCCACCCGCGCCCAGCUCCGUCUGAGCUCCCUCUCGGCCCAGGGCCGGGUCCCUAUUUCCUACAGGGCCCAGGGGCGGGGAGACGGGGGCUGGUCCUGGCGGGGAGGGCCUGCCCCGCCCCUGACCGAGCUAGGCAAAUCCGCUUGGGCCAGCUCAGCCGCUCCGCCCCUACCGCGAGCGGCGCUGGGCGGGACUGCGUGCGUGGCGUGUCCGCUGGACCAGGGGACUGGGGCAAUCGGAGGUGUAGGCCCUUUGCUCGCCUACCCGGAGGUCGUGGGUAGCGGAGGGGUCAAGACUUGUUGUCUAGCAGCCGUCUCCCCGCCGCCCUGUCCUGGCCGAAGCAAAGGCCGCGUGCGGUCCGCGUCUGCCAGGCUUCAGGGCUGCGCGGGUACUGGGUGGGUGGUGGGCCGGGCGACCGGAAGAUCCUGGCCGCCUUUCCGGUCGCCUCAGCACCCUGGAGCGCAGCCCUCGGGUUUCGGUCCCCUGGACUCUGCAGGUCGGUCCCGGUGGCGGAUUAUCCUCGCCCACAACCUCGAGGCCCCUGGGUCAACCACGCCUUCCGGGCCGGCAACCCAAGGUUUAGUCAGAUUCCUCCAGACCCAUCGCUUCUGGGAAAGAGGCGCCUCCCGUCAGGAGGAUGCUGAGUUCCUCAUGACUGGACCAGUGAGUGUCCACUCCCUGGUCCCUGGCGGGAGAGGCGGGACCCCCACGCGCUCCCGUUGCUCUUUGCAGAGAUGUUCCUCAGGCCCAGUCCGGGAUUUGGGAUGUCUGUGCAUGCUGUGGAGCAGAGAGUAUGCAACAUGUAUGUCUUUAUCAGCAGCAUGAAAAUUGACUCAUACAGUGAUCCAUUACCAAGGGUAAAAUUCUCCUGAGUGCCGAACAAAGAGAUAAACUACAUUUGAGUUUUGGGUAAGUCCCCUAUAAUGAUGAAUCAAGAAUCCUCAAAUCUGUCUUGCCACCCAUUUAAUAUGUAUUUUUGUUAAGGCUGAAGUUUAGAGUUAGAAUCAGGACAUUUUGGCCUAUUGAGAAGUUCUGAAUUCCAACAGAAGAUGCCAUGUAAAUCAGCGAAUUUGAUUCUUUUAAAAGGAACUUAUAAAAUUUACAAGAUUUAUUCAAUAAAGCAGUUCAACUUUGGUAUAUCA
Macaca mulatta (Rhesus monkey) is the source of this 1469-nucleotide messenger RNA. RefSeq lists its product as uncharacterized. Lineage: Eukaryota; Metazoa; Chordata; Mammalia; Primates; Cercopithecidae. The record is from RefSeq and is a predicted model, not a curated record.